Thyridium curvatum is the source of this 1065-nucleotide messenger RNA. RefSeq lists its product as uncharacterized. The transcript has 2 exons. NCBI's taxonomy places the organism in Eukaryota, Fungi, Ascomycota, Sordariomycetes, Thyridiales, Thyridiaceae. Bases 1 to 1065 code for a protein of 354 amino acids. The record is from RefSeq and is a predicted model, not a curated record. Gene Ontology annotation, molecular function: oxidoreductase activity, acting on the CH-CH group of donors, NAD or NADP as acceptor.
AUGGCGCCAAUCUCGAACCAGUCCUUCAUCUACAAGAAGAUCCCGGACAUAUACCUGGUUCCGGGAGAGCAUCUUGUUGUCGAAGACCGACCGCUGGACCUCGAGACGGCCCCGCUCGAUGGCGGGAUCCUCAUCAAGGUGUUCUACGCAUCUUUCGACCCUUACAUACGCGACCGGACCCGCGAGCCUUCUCAGGAUGACUUCAUACCGCCCCUCAUAGUCGACAGUCCCGUGGAAAGCGCCGUCAUAGGGCGUGUCCUCCGGUCCGAGACGUCAAAAUACCAGCCAGAUGACUUGGUCAUGGCCUUUGCCAGUCCCAUUGCAGAAUAUGCCGUCAUCAAGGGUGGCCUGCUUGAGCUGGCUGGGGUCUGGAAGGUUGAGAACCCGUACGGGCUGGAUAUCUCGUACUUCCUAGGCGUUUUGGGUAUGCCCGGUGCAACUGCAUAUGAAGGACUGUAUCGUAUCGGGCAGCCAAAGAAAGGUGAGACUAUUCUUGUCAGCGCGGCCGCCGGACCUGUCGGACAGCUGGUUGGCCAGCUCGCCAAGGCCGAGGGUUUGAGGGUCAUCGGUUCGGCCGGUAGUCAGGCAAAGGUAGACUACGUGGUCAACGACCUUGGCUUUGAUGCGGCAUUCAACUACAAGACGGAAGCGCCCGGCGCAGCCUUGCAGAGAUUGGCGCCCGACGGAAUCGACAUCUUCUGGGACGGUGUCGGCGGACCGCUGUUGGAUGCAGCCCUGGCGGCUAUGAAGGAGCGAGGCCGUGUCGUGUCGUGUGGGACGAUGGCGAUCUACCACGACAAGCCACAAGACAUGUACGGCAUCAAGAACUUUUGGCUGCUGCCCAACAGACAGAUCAAGAUGGAGGGCUUCAUCGUCGACUUGGCCAUGGACAAGUACGAGGCCAUGAUUGCCAAGGUGGCACCGUUGCUGGCAUCGGGGCAGUUCAAGGCUCUUCAAGACGUGACGGUCGGCAUAGAGAAUGCUCCGGAGGGUCUGGCGGCCAUCUUCAGCGGCAAGAACUUUGGAAAGGGGAUCCUCAAGGUUGCAGAUCUGGACAUCGAAUAA